UAAAGAUUAAUUUUAUGGGGUGCACUUCGCAAAAAUAAUCAUCUCCACCUAAGAGUAGAAAUGAUGAAAGUAUUACGACUGGAUAACUUGACUCAAAAUUCACAUAAAAUAUUAUCACUUUAAAAUAUUCAAACUAAAAAUUAAUUGGAUAAAAGAUUAAAUCAGGAAAGUAUUAUAAUUUACUUCUAAAUCAUGUUAUUCUUCAAAAAGACAUAUGUAAAUAUCUUAAAUUAUAUUUCUAGUGAAUAGUACAAUCAUGAUUAGACGGUAAAAAAAUCAAGAAAACUUACCUUCCAAAAAAGAUUAUGUGACAAGCUCUAAUGGCUGUAAUUGA
This is a messenger RNA of Paramecium sonneborni, 334 nucleotides long. The record is from the annotation of a GenBank genome assembly. Lineage: Eukaryota; Ciliophora; Oligohymenophorea; Peniculida; Parameciidae.